This is a messenger RNA of Anneissia japonica, 2186 nucleotides long. RefSeq lists its product as uncharacterized. Lineage: Eukaryota; Metazoa; Echinodermata; Crinoidea; Comatulida; Comatulidae. The record is from RefSeq and is a predicted model, not a curated record. Gene Ontology annotation, molecular function: GTP binding; GTPase activity.
GCAUGGACGAUCGUUUACUUCUACCUAGCAACAAUUUCCACAAUGAUGAAUGUUUAUCAUUUAUUUUUGGAAAAUUGCGGUUUUGUUGACUCUAUAUAAUGAUUUUAAAAUCCUAGUUUAUGCUAGAAAGGGAUGAAAGUGCAGCUUUUCAAUUAAUUUACUGGCAAAACAAGCUGAAUUCUCCCGUUUUAGCAACUCAUAGGCUAGGCCUAGCAGGUUGGUUGGUUUCGUGUACGAGAGGAUCACUCAUGAGACAUGGGAGUGAGUUGUAGCCGAGGCGACGAUGUGCUUGUGCUAGCAGGCUACCAUAACAAUGAGGUACCGUCAUUUAAGAUAGUGCUAGUUGGGGAUGAGAAAGUUGGCAAGAGUAGCAUAUUUAUGCGUUACUUUCGAAAUCAAUUUGACUACAGUUACCGGCCAACAGCUUCUGUCCAUAUAGAAAAUGUAGUGAAGAAGUUAAACGUACCAGAACAUGCAGUGGUGUCUGUAACUAUUUGGGAUCUCCCUGGAAGAGAGGAAGUUGAUUUACGAAAGAGCUAUUACCAAAAUGUGGAUGCAGCAAUUGUUGUCGUUGAUGCCUCCGAUCGAGGGAGUAUCGAACUAGCUGGUAGCUGGAAACAAGAUGUUUGCAACAAUGCAACAGUCAGCCAGGCCACUAAUUGCGCAGAACACAAGACCAAUGUGACAUACGUGAAAGGAGAUCGGAGCAGCAUUCCAGUUCUUCUUCUUGGAAAUAAAUAUGAUUUGGUUGAAGAACGAGAAGAACUUGAGAUGGAAAAGAAUGAAAGAAACAACAAAGAGGAAGUGAGAAGCAUUGGCAAAAUCCAAACAAUUCAGGAACAGUCUGAGGGAGAGCUCGAUCAGAAGAAAGACGUGGAUGAACAAGUGUGGAAGUAUGAGGAACAGCAAGUGGACAAAACAGAACCAGUGCCAGAAGAAAUUAAGUUUUUGCAAUCAGUAGCCGAGCAACAUGGAUUUGUUGGAAGGCUGUUAAUGAUAGUGGAUUUCUACAACUAGCUGUCAAAGGUGAAAUGCUUGAAGAAGAGGAAAAAUCAGAAGAUAUGAAAAAGGUUAUGCUGACCUUCCACUCAGAGGUAUUGGUUUCGAGCAAAGCAAUUCUACAGCACUGUCCUCGUAUUGACACUCAUUUAUCCAAGAUGGAUGCCAAGAUUCUUAACCAGUGCAAGUCCCUUCCUGAUUCCUUAACCCAGCAGGAACACACUGUCACAACGCGUAAUAUCGAACACAUGCAGUUUGCUAUAGACAACAAUCGUGCACGCAUCAAGCUUACAAGGAGCCAGGCAAGUACGUGCCUACAAGAUGUGGAUAAUGCCUAUAAAAAGAUUAAGGCUUCUCUCAUAUGGUAGAUUUAUGCUCAACACAUACACCGAACACACACUCCAGAGGAAAGUGGCUAGAAUCUAUUAUUAUUAUUACUGUAGUGGUAAUAUUAAUACUAUGAUUGUAAUAAAUAUGAUAAAUAUUAUUACUUAACAUUAUCCUCAUAUUUAUUGUAAAAAUGAUGCCAUACAAUCGAAUUGUAAAUUUUUUUUAUUUUUUGUCAUUUGAAGCUGCAGUUUAACGUCAUACCCAGGACAACCUUAGCUAUACUAAACUGCACUUAGCUAAACUUAAUUAGGACACCAGACAACCCUGAAGGACCUGUCUCCAUAUGAUUUCAAACUGCUAAUAUAAAAAUUAAUAUUAAAAUUUAAAAAGUAAAUUGUUAUUUUGUGUAGUUAGAUGUUGCUAUUCCUGUUCAUAAGGUUCAUGAAUAAUGUAUUAAUGUUAUGACUGACAAUGUAUUUUAUUAUUAUUAUUAUUGAAUUUCUUAAGGUAGUGUAAAAAAAAAUAUUUUAUUUAGCAAAAACUAUGAAAUUGUAACUAUGUUAUUGUGGUCCUUUUAGUUUAUGCCUUCAUCAUGACAGGGCCUCAAAGGGGCUACCAUAGAAUUAGUCAUUUUACAUAGUAAUCGGUUGUUGUAAAGUACAGUAGUCUUAUUAACAUUAUAAAAUGUACUAUCUAAAAUUAAGUUUUUGAAAUCCGUCCUUAUCAUAAAGUAUGUUAUAUUUGCAUAGUAUGUAAAAAAUAUUGUCCGAUGAUAAAUUUAAUAUAUAUUUUACUGUAAAUGUCUCAUUGCAGAUAUCGUGUGAUGUAAACAUUAAAUGGAAAUUAAGAUUUAAUAA